AUGGUUUACGACUGGGAAGGGAAGCGGGACAUCUGCUAUCAGAUGUACAUCAAAGACAAGAAGGCUUUGGAGGAAAUCAUGGAGUAUAUGAAGAAUACCUAUCAGUUUGCACCAAGCAAGCGUGCCUUUCAAACCCAGUUUAAGCGAUGGGGCUUUCCCUCGAAGCAAAAUCCAGCACACAAGAAUGCAGACCUAGUGGCUCGUGUCAAGCAACUUUGGGAAAGGAAUACAAGCCAGCGAGACAUGUUGCAGAUACUGAAUGAAGAAGGGUUUGAGAUCAAAGAGAGGGAGCUCAUGCGGGUGCGUGCGAAGAACCGCUGGUUGCUCCGUGUACCCAAUGGGAUGAAAUCACAGAGCUUACAGACCACUGUCCAUAUGCCAGAAGAUGAAGGUUUGCUUGCAUUGCAUGAUGAAGUGUACAAGGAUGCAAGCCCGUUCAAUGAUGGCGAGCCCAUCCCUGCUGACCCGCCCAUCUCGCAUUCUCCCUCGCCGAACCUAUCGCCAGGUUUAUCCUCCGAGGUUCUGUUGAAACGUAAGGAGCGACUCGACCGAUUGAAAGCAGAGAGUGCCGAACGUUGGGCCAGCAGGAAGCGUCGUCGCCGUACGCGGGGGUGGGCCGGGCUUCCAGCUGACCCUCCAGGACCUCCGCGUUUCCCUUCUGAAACCACCAUCGAUGAAAGCAAGAAAUACCUAAGGCUUGACAGUACUAUAUACCGUCAAAUUAGAGACCAAUUUCAAAAGAUAUGCGAGGAGGCGGGGUUUAUCAAGAAAACAGUGGCUGGGCCGGAGAGGUGGCAAGUGGCAAAGAACAAGUUAAUACAAGGAUCUCAACAUCUGCAGCAAGUGUUUUGGGAUGAUCCCAACCAGCUGGAUACAAAAGCACUUGCCCUUGAUGUGGUUUGUACAGAUGUCACCAAGAGAAUGCGGACCCUGGAAAGGCGAAUGACGAUCGCAGAGGCCAAAAACGCGCUUGGGAUAAAUCCAGAAGAGAGUCGUCAGAUCCGAAAUGCGUUUUACAACACCCUGAAAGCGGAUCACUUUACUAGCAAGCUGGAGGCUGGUGAUGAACACUGGAACGAGCUGAAAGAUCAGUGGAUUCAGAACUCCGAGCUCCUCCAACGAAUACUCGCCCCUGGCCCAGCGGACCCGGGGCAUAUUACAAAACUCAAGGCCCUCGAAGUGCUCUGCCGCGACGUCAUGAAGCGCCUCCGCGAUGAUCAGACUAAAAGAGACUCCUCCCGUAAACAGUCGGUCUCUCGGUCCCACACUCAGAACUCUGAUGCGGGAAGUGCCCGCAUGGGCAGUGCGUUUGACAGUGGCAUCCCUAAUGGAAUCAGCACCCUCGCUUCGCAAGCUUUAGCCAGUGCUCCGGUAGCCUCUAGUGACUUAGGUGACAUGCAAAUAGACCCUUCGCUUUUGCAAGCUGCUAAUGACCCCACGUUUGCUGCAACUGACCAGCACGAAUCUGGAAAUGCCUUUGGAUACGUGGACACGAUGCUAGAUUCGGCUGUUCUCGACAUCCCAGUUUCUCUCCGCAUAAAUCCCCAGAGUCCGCUCCACAGGGACUCAAAAGCCUGGAACGAGAAAUUAGCGACAAGGUCUACAGCCGAAUUACGGCAGUUAGUUAGUACUAAAUAUCCUGAAUGUAUCGUUACCAGGAUUGAAGGUCUCGAUACGGACGAAACUGGGAAUGAUAUUCUGUUCAUCAUCGACAAGGACCAUGAACUUGACUCUUACUUGACUCAAGUUCAAGACAGAAAGGCAACAUUUCUACUCUUUUUGGAGCAUGUCUGA
Aspergillus tanneri is the source of this 1794-nucleotide messenger RNA. Its product is annotated as Clr5 domain-containing protein. The record is from RefSeq and is a predicted model, not a curated record. The transcript is spliced from 2 exons. Bases 1 to 1794 code for a protein of 597 amino acids. Lineage: Eukaryota; Fungi; Ascomycota; Eurotiomycetes; Eurotiales; Aspergillaceae.